Molecule: messenger RNA, 2188 nt
Organism: Phycodurus eques (leafy seadragon)
Lineage: Eukaryota; Metazoa; Chordata; Actinopteri; Syngnathiformes; Syngnathidae
Gene: oatx
Product: organic anion transporter X
Exons: 17
Coding region: 186-1898 (570 amino acids)
Biological process (GO): transmembrane transport
Cellular component (GO): membrane
Molecular function (GO): transmembrane transporter activity
Source: RefSeq, a predicted model, not a curated record
GGGUGGGGGGGGGGUGGGGGGGGGUCACAUGGAGCUGAGCCGGACCCGAGCGAGGUGUCAAAGUCUGCGCGUCCCCGAGGAGGACGCGUCCCGUAUUCCGCUCGUCCGGUCCACCGGGCGACUCAGCAGACCACCCUGCAAAACUGUCGAUUUGAAGAAGAAAAUCAUCGUGGUCAGCCAUCAGCAUGGGCUUCAAUGAGCUGCUAGACGAGAUGGGCGGUUUCGGGCGGUACCAGUGGCUCCACGUGACCCUCAUCAGUUUCCCAAGCCUGCUGAUGGCGAGUCAAAACCUCCUGAACAACUUUGUCUCAGGAACCCCCGGCCACCGCUGCAGCUUGUCGGCCAAUCACAGCCUCUGGAACCUCACGGAGCAGGUGGAUCGCCAGGACGUGUUGAAGGCCUUCAUCCCGCUGGACUCUUCGGGAACUGGACUCGACCGCUGCAGGAGGUACGUGACGCCUCAGUGGCAGAUGCUAACAGCUAACGGCUCCGUUAACACCAGCCACCUGCAAACCGAAAGCUGCGUGGAUGGUUGGACCUUUGACGACUCCGAGUUCCUUGCCACCACUGUUUCCGAGUGGGAUCUGGUGUGCACCCUGCGGCCCCUCAAGCAGAUGAUCCAGACGGUGUACAUGGGCGGCGUUCUAGCGGGUGCAGUCCUCUACGGUGGACUGUCCGACAGGUUCGGGCGGCGCUCUGUCCUUAUUUGGUCGUACCUGCAGCUGGGCAUCCUGGGCUCUUGCGGCACACUGUCGCAGUCCUACUCGGUCUACUGCGUGUUCCGCUUCCUGAGCGGCAUGGCGGUGUCGGGCAUCAUACUCAACUCGGUUUCCCUGAAGGUGGAGUGGAUCCCGACUAAAACCAGGACUCUGGUGGGCACGCUCACCUCCUUCUACUUCACCUUUGGUCAGCUAAUCUUGGCGGGCUUGGCUUAUUGGUUGAGGGACUGGAGGAAGCUGCAGCUGGUGGUGUGCGCUCCCCACAUCCUCUUCUUUGCCUACAGCUGGUGGUACUCUGAGUCGGCGCGGUGGCUGGUCCUCAGGCGAAGAUCGCAGGACGCGUUGAAGACUCUCCACAGAGUCGCUCGCAUCAACGGAAAACCCGAAGUGGUGGACAAGCUGACGCUGGAGGUGCUUCACUCCCACAUGAGCAAGGAGCUGGAGUCCAAUCGUAAGAUGCUGACCGCCUACGACCUGCUGAGGACGCCAGGCAUGAGACGCAUCUCCGUCUGCCUCAUCGCCGUCUGGUUCUCCACCAGCUUCGCCUACUACGGCUUGGUGAUGGACAUGCAGAAGUUUGGGGUGAGUAUUUACGUGAUGCAGCUCAUCUUUGGAGCUGUGGAUUUUCCUGCCAAAUUUGUGGCUCUGGGCAUGCUCAGUUUCCUCGGGAGGAGGGUGACUCAGGCCCUCUGCCUCUUCAUGUCCGCCCUCGUCAUCUUCGCCAACAUCUUCGUCCCGAUGGACAUGCAGGCCAUCAGAACGACGUUAGCGUGUCUCGGUAAAGCCUUCACGUCGGCGUCCUUCACCACUGUCUACUUGUACACCGGAGAACUUUACCCCACCAUCAUCAGGCAAACUGGAAUGGGUCUGGUGUCCACCAUGGCCAGGGUGGGCAGCAUGGCGGCGCCCGCCGUCCUCAUUCUGGACGAGGUGUUCCCUGCUCUGCCCAGCGUGGUGUACGGGGGGGCGGCCGUGCUCGCUUCGGGCUUUGCUUGCUUCUUGCCAGAGACGCUCAACGUUCCGCUGCCGGACACCGUCCGAGACGUGGAGGAGAGAUGGUCUGGAAGAAGUCCCGCUGACCAGAAGGAGAAGGAGGCCGUGUCCUCAGAAGACGAGCAAGCGGCGUUGUCUUUAAAACAAGUGAAGGAAGUUGAAGGGAGCGGUCUCAACGCCCUCUGACCAAUCACACCUCCCAUCCUAGCCGUUCAUUCACAGACCCGAUCAUGUGGUCUGCAUUUAUUUGUUAGACGGCACAGUAAUCACGUGACUUGUGUAUUUAUAAUUGUAACACAGUCACGCGUGGCUUUUCUGAAUAUGAAAUAAUGAUUGAUCGGAGGCCUCGUCAAUGUAUUCUUGUUUAAAUGACGACAUCGAUGAAGGGGGCAAUGUGGCCGGUUGAAUUUACAACUGUACUGCAAUCCUAAUCUUGUAUGUCCACAAACGAGUUGAAAUAAAUGAUGUAUGAGGGC